Nelumbo nucifera (sacred lotus) is the source of this 837-nucleotide messenger RNA. RefSeq lists its product as uncharacterized. The record is from RefSeq and is a predicted model, not a curated record. NCBI's taxonomy places the organism in Eukaryota, Viridiplantae, Streptophyta, Magnoliopsida, Proteales, Nelumbonaceae.
AUGGUAUCAAAGCUGCAAUUAUCCCAGGCUCGAUCCAUGCCUUCCAGCAUCCCUUCACAAAUCCAAAAUCUAGCUGAUGCGUCAAUGACCACCGAUGACCCUAGAAGCCCAUAUUACCUUCAUCAUUUUGACAAUCCGGGAAUGAUCCUUGUUACCAAUGUUCUCACUGGUGAGAACUAUGCUUCUUGGUCUCGUGCCAUGAAAAUGGCAUUAUCAGCCAAGAACAAAUUGGGCUUCGUAGAUGGGAGCAUUGAGAAACCAGACAGCACCUAUGCAAAUUUUGGAUCUUGGCUGAGAGCCAACAAUAUGGUCCUGUCUUGGAUCUUAAAUGCAAUUCAUAGAGAUUUGGCACCCAGCAUUCUUUAUGCAGAAUCAGCCCUCGAUGUUUGGAGUGAUCUCAAUGAACGUUUUUCACUUCGCAAUGGCCCUAGGAUUUAUCAGUUGCAGAGGUCUAUAGCCACACUACAGCAACAUUCUCAAUCUGUUGCAGUCUACUACAACACCCUCAAAGGACAUUGGGAUGAGCUCACAACUCACGCACCACCACCAUCCUGCACUUGUUCGGGUUCGAAGGAGUUUUCCACCUAUCUUCAACAAACCCAACUUAUGCAGUUUCAUAUGGGACUAAAUGACACAUACUCCAAUGUUCGGUCCCAAAUAUUGUUGAUGGAUCCACUGCCUUCCAUUAGUAAGGCUUGUUCAUUAGUUCUGCAAGAUGAAGCACAUAGACUUGUAUACUCUCAAUCCAGCAUCAUUGAAGGAAGUGAUUUGAUUGCAAAGGCACCUGAUGAGAAAACAUCCACUGCACCUGAGAGGAUCUCACAACCAAGACGGUGA